This is a messenger RNA of Schistosoma turkestanicum, 1903 nucleotides long. The record is from the annotation of a GenBank genome assembly. Lineage: Eukaryota; Metazoa; Platyhelminthes; Trematoda; Strigeidida; Schistosomatidae.
AUGUCUAACAAUCUACUGACUCCUGUCCCUUCAGAACGACUUCUUGGACCUGGGUAUGGACAAGGUGUAUGGCCUUUGCGUGAACGUUUGGCACUUGCUACUGCUCUUUUGGAUGUGGAUAAUCAGCAAGGAAGUCGACCGUCUACAUGGUGUUCAUCUAAAGCUUGUGCCAAACAAUAUGCUCUACUUCUGGAUUCCAUUGAGUUAGUUAAGCGACAGAAGAUGCCAGGAAGUGAUUCUCAGUCAAGCCAGUUAAGUUUAGCUGAACGUGUUGUGAAACGAUUAAGUGCUGAACGUGCAGAAGAGUUGAGAUCGCGAAUACAAUGUGGUCAACGAUACUACAGUUUAUUAAAAAACAUCAUAUCCAAUGUGGAAUCUGGAAUGUAUGAUAAUCAGUUAACGAGUUUACUAAAUGUAGUGAACCUAGUCUCAGACUGUAAAAAGAAAUCAGAAAUUCUUGGCUGUGAAUCUGUCCAAAUAACUGCACCUUCAGACAAUGACUCUUCUAAUCAACAGACUGUUAUUGCGAAUGAUCCAAUCAAUGAACCACAGCUUAAAAAAUCGAAUGAAUGUUCCGAAGAAUCAAUCACAGAACAUAAUCUUGCCGAUAAUCAGCAAAGUUUCGUCGAACUUUGGAAAGAGAUCCAAGAAUUUUAUCAUAUUCCUGAUUCAACAUGGUAUUGUGCUCCUGGUCCAAUAAAUAAUCGAAAUUCUACUGGAGGAUACAGUGGUGUUACGAGUCGGUCUCGUCCGUCUGGUGUAGGCUCGCUUAAUUUUUCCCGUUUAUCAACUUUACUGGCAGAGGCAUCUUCUCCUGCUCUAAAGCCCGCUACACAGUCCAGAAAUUCGACGAAUAAAUCUUUGGGUUAUAAAUCUAGUUUACAUGAGAUUGGUCACACAACAGCUGCAUCUCGUGCCGCUGAAGCAGCUAAACAAAGAUAUUUAUCGAAAACAGGCAGAAAAAAAUUCUCAUCUCAUACAAGUCAACCAAUUCGAAUUGAUAAAUCCAGUAAGCAAAACAUUAAAUCAAAAACAUUGUCGACAAAGAUUUCACGCAACAAGAAAUAUGGUUACGCUCUAGCCUCGUCCACUUCUAAAGCAGCUCGUCUAAACCAAGCUAUCACUCGAAACUCACAACCAUUGAAUUGUAGACCAUCUCACCAAAAAAGCUAUAGUAGUGUCUGCAAAAAGUUUGAGUCUGUGAAGAAAGAAAUCUCUGACAGUGAAACAGAACAAGAAGAUGAAGAUUCUACGUUUAGCGAAUCGUCAACGGAUAAACAAACUGACACACCUUCGUCAACCCCAUCAACCAUUGCAAUGAUUGAUGAACAAUCUGAGAAAACUAUUCUUAAUGACGAUAAUGCAACUAGUUCUACUUUGGACACGGAUAAACCUGCUACAACUAUACCUGAUGAGGAUGGAACUAAUGGUUAUAAUUCUGAAAGUGAAAAGUUCACAACAUCAUCCUCUUUGUCUACAGAAGCUGUUGGCGAAACAGACUGUCAGGUUGAAGACAAAAUUUCUUCCAUUUGGCUCAACUCCUACAAUUGUAAAUACAACUGAUGUGCCUGAAGUUGUGGACUGAGGUAGAACUGAAACUUGAUAAUUUUGAUCAGAAGUCACCUGUAGGCGAGGUUGUUGCCAGUUUGAACGAGAAUCUACCUACUGAUAAUAAGUUAGAUGAGACUAGUAAUAACUCCGUAAAUGAAACAGAAGUUCCAGUGAUCUCUGACAUUCAUUAUUCCCCUGCAUCGCCUGCUACUAUUCAAAUUUCAGUAGACCAUACAACCAUUUCGGAAUCCAAAGAUUUUGUGAAUAUGGACAGUGAAAUAGCUCAUAAAGUUACUCGCGUUCUGAUGCUUACAGAAUCUCCCAACGUGCGGCAUCUACGUUUGAGCUUGGG